AACGGGGCCUACAUAUGAAUGGAGGAACUACUUUUUUUGUCACAAAAGUCAGCAACAAAGAGAAUCUACAAUUUUUAGUUAAUCAGAAUUUUGAUUCCUAAUGUUCUGAAAUGUCAAAAGAAUCAUACCAGCAAAAAUUUUAGGCGAGAUGCAAGCGAUAGGCCGCCAGCCGUCAACUACCAACCUCCGCCGCAACAACAACCACUCUGCCGCCGCGAACAUACUUCCCGUGAUCGGCGCCUACAAAGAUGGCAGGUUCAAAGCCAACAGAAACAAGGAAGGGUCCAAUAGGGCGAUCAAAUUGGCGGAAUCGUUGACGAAUUUCAUCAAUCUAAAGAUCGAAACCGCCAGUAAUGACAGACGGAGCAGAUUCGCGAGCAUCGAAGACAAGGCGGAGGCUCCCGUAUCUUCCCCGAAGGAAAACAUUUCCGGCGAGUGGCGCGAACUCCAUGGAUGCCGGGAAUGGGAAGGCCUCCUCGACCCGCUCCACCCGUCUCUCCGGCGAGAGAUCGUCAAGUACGGCGAGUUCGCGCAGGUGACCUACGACGCGCUCGAUUCCGACUACUACUCGGAGUACAGCGGGAGCUGCAGGUACAGUCCCCGGAAGCUGUUCGACGAAAUGUCGCUGACGAAGAGCGGCUACAGAGUCGUCAAUUAUAUGUACGCGAUGUCGCGGAUCGACCUCCCGGAGUGGCUGGAGGCGUCGCGACUGGUCAACAGAUGGAGCAAGGACUCGAACUGGAUCGGAUUCGUGGCCGUGAGCGACGACGAGGAGACGCGGCGGAUCGGGCGGAGGGACAUCGCGGUGGCGUGGCGGGGGACGGUGACGCCGACGGAGUGGUACGAGAACACGCAGAACAAAUUGCAGCCGAUCGGGCAGGGAGAUGCCAGAGUGGAGCAGGGUUUCCUCAGCAUCUACACAUCGAAGUGCCCGUCGUCGCCGUACAACAGAUCCAGCGCGUCGGAGCAGGUGAUGAGGGAGCUCCGGGACUUGGUGGAUGUCUCGAGAGAGAAGGGAGAGGAAGUCAGCCUGACAAUCACCGGGCACAGCCUGGGCGGCGCACUGGCGGCGCUCAACGCCUACGAAGCGGCGGCCACCUUCCCCGGCCUUCCGAUCACCGUCAUAUCCUUCGCCUCCCCUAGAGUCGGCAACAUAGCCUUCCGGGACGAGCUCUACCAGAUGGGCGUAAAAACGUUGCGCGUGACGGUGAAGCAAGACAUAGUGCCAAGAAUGCCGGGCGUGAUAUUCAACGAAAGCCUCCAGAAAUUCGACGACCUCACGGGGAUGCUGGACUGGAUGUACACGCACGUCGGAGCAGAACUGAAGCUCGACGUGAGAGCGUCGCCGUACUUGAAGAGAAGGCCCAACCCCAUGGGAAUUCAUAUGCUGGAGACAUAUCUUCAUCUUGUGGAUGGAUGGGUGAGCAGGAGUUCGACCUUUAGGUGGGACGCCAAAAGGGAUGUGGCCUUGGUGAAUAAGGACUGUGACAUGCUUGUAGGGGAGCUAAGGGUACCCCCAAAUUGGUACCAAUUGGCCAAUAAAGGUAUGGUCCGUAAUUCUUGGGGCAGGUGGGUUAGGCCCAAAAGGGAACCAGAAGAUAUCCCUUCCCUCAUUAUGUAAAUAUUAUUGUACUACCUCCGUCCUACUCUCUUUGUCCACUUUUGACUUUUGGAAUUGUUCAUCUAAGCACUUUGACUUAUCAAAUUCUCUCAAAGUAAUUAUUUGUUUAUCAUUUUGACAAAGACACAAAAGAUGGCAUAGUUUAUGGAACUUGUAAACAUUGCGGGACCGUCAUAAAAAUGGGAGUUUCCGGCGGUUAUGGCGGUCCGGAAAAACACCUAAGGUCGAGGCAUCCCGUGGAGUACGCCAAAUACGAGGCCAAAAAAAAGGGACGACAAGAAGUGCAAACCCAAAUUUCUCGGUUUGCUAACAGAGGGAUGAACUUCGUAUAAUCAUUAAUCCUUUUGAAUUUGUUAUUGUUGAAAAAUUGAAUGCCGUAUUAGAAGUUUUUAAUAACGCAACUCUUACUUUUUCCCAUGUUUACCAACCAACUACAAAUACAUUUUUUAAAGAGUGCAUUACAAUCGCAACAUGUUUUCGUGAAGGUAUGGCUGAUCCAGAUUUGUACCCUUAUGUCUCUCCUAUGAGAGAUAAAUGGUGUACUUAUUAUUUGUACAUUCCUGAUAUUUAUAAAAUAGGUAUUAUUUGUGAUCCACGAUUUAAGAUUGAAAAUUUUAAAAUUCUAAUUGAGUAUUACUACAGUUGUUUUUUAGAUAAAAAUAGUUAUUACUACAGCUAUUUAGUAGAAUGGAAAAAUGAAAGAGAUAAUGCUAUAACUCUUUUUGAGGAUUUGUUUAAGGAAUAUCAAGGGUUAUACGGUACUGUACAAGAAGAAACAGCACCACCUCCGCCCCCGAAAUCAAAAAAAGGUUUUGCC
Cuscuta campestris is the source of this 2438-nucleotide messenger RNA. Lineage: Eukaryota; Viridiplantae; Streptophyta; Magnoliopsida; Solanales; Convolvulaceae. The record is from the annotation of a GenBank genome assembly.